GAUGCUGUGUCUGGUCUCUGUGAGUCUCUGUGCUCUUGACUCUAUAAGCGCAGUGAUCCAGGCUGUUCUGUGAUGACAGAUGAAGCAGGGGGAGGAGACGCGCAGCUCACACACACACACACACACACACCUGACGGAGGAUUGAUUCUUCAGCUGUGUUCAGCAUGUUUGUCAUGAUCAAAAACUGGCUGCUUGGAGCCACAGAAGAGAGCGAGUAUAAACUGCUGAGCACCGAAUGCAAGGAUGGGGUGAGUUAUGAGGUGCGCCGCUAUGAUGCAUGUAAGCAUGUGUGUGUGAGUCUGGAGGGGCGGAGCUUUGAUCAGGUGUCAGGUGAUCUUCAGCGGAAGCUUCUCGACUACAUGAGCGGUGACAACGAACAAGGUGAGGUGAUGAACACGCCCGUCCCCAUCAUCUUCACCGUGUUUCCGCGUGACGACGGCUCGUUAAACCGCCGCCUGGUCGCUGCUCUGCGCAUCCCAUUAGCCUUCCAGAUCGCCCCCCCCACCCCAACCGACUCGUCCAUUCGCAUCGAGGAGCGGCCCGGCAUGACCGUAUACGUCCUGCGGUUCGGUGGUUUCGCAGGCGAGAGCGAGUUUCGUGCAGAAGCGUCACGACUGACGUGUACGCUGGGAGACUCUGCCCCCUUCCAGCGCAAACAGUACCUGUGCUGCAUCUACGACCCUCCGAUCAAACCGUACGGCCGGCGCAAUGAGGUGUGGUUCCUGCAGGACGAGCCCUGAGACACGGAUCACGGAUCGUAACGGAUAGUGUGUGUGGCUAAAAUUACCCAUAAUCCCUUUGUGACGUGUUGAGUUCUAGUGGAGUGCAGAGGAAUGUAGCGAUUUGUAUGUUUAAGGCUGCCACUUAUUUCAUCUUAUCGUACGCAAACAGCUGCUUGACAUUGUAAACUGAUAUUUGUUGUUUGAGUACACACUGGUUUAUAGCGCAGACAGUUUUACCCUUUACCACACUUUGUUGUUUUCCUGUAGCAGGUAAUGAAUCUGAAGUCUCACUCUCCAGCUCGCUGUAAUCUACCAGUCAAAAGAUUUUUUUGAAUGUUUUUUUAAAGAAGUCUCUUCUGCUCACGAAAGCCUGCAUUUAUUUGAUCCAAAAUACAGCAAAAGUAGUGAAAUUUUGAA
Cyprinus carpio (common carp) is the source of this 1139-nucleotide messenger RNA. RefSeq names its product heme-binding protein 1-like. The record is from RefSeq and is a predicted model, not a curated record. Lineage: Eukaryota; Metazoa; Chordata; Actinopteri; Cypriniformes; Cyprinidae.